CUUAAGCUAAUUUGCGUUUUUUUUUUGCUAUCUGGGUUUCUCCCAAAGAUUUCGGUUUUUCUUACUCCCUUUUACGCCAAUUGCACUUAGCAAUCUCUCUACGGGGCUGGUGAUUUUAUUCCGAUUGGAUUUAUUUUUAUUAGGGUUUGAUUGGAUCGCACCCUUGAUUUGGAUCCUAAUUGCGGUUUUCAUACUAUUAGGACCAGCUCUCGGAGAUUAAAGACUUGUCAGAAAGAGAUUGAAUUGUAACGGAAUAAGUGUGUAUCUAUUUGAUUCCCGAAAUCGGAUUUUAUUCACAUUCAAUCGGAAAGAGCCAACUUGUUGGCGGCUGCCGAUAAGGUUAGCGACAAAUCUUGCGGCUCUCGAGGUGUAAAUUGCUAAUUUUGUAGUGUAUUUUGGAUUGGAGUGGCCUUUUGGGAAGUUUAUCCAAGUGAUUCUAUUGAUAUGGUGUACUGGGUCAUAGUUUCUGAUCUGGUCAAGUGUUGGGAUAAAGGAGCGAAAAAGUAACAAGAGUGGUUGAAAGUAUACCACUUUACGGUCUUGACGGACAAGUGCCAUGUCUCGUUGCUUCCCAUUUCCACCUCCAGGAUAUGAGAAGAAAAUUAGAACCGAUGAAGCAGACUCUUUACUAAAGGAAAAGCAAAAGAAAGAGAAGAAGCACAAAAAGGAGAAGAAGGAUAAAGAAAAGAAAGAAGGAAAAGAGAAAAGAGAUAAAGAAACAAGCAAAGACAAACACAAGGAACGGAAGGAGAAAAAGGAGAAACAUAGAGAUAGGAAAGACAAAGAUCGGGAUAAAGAAAAGAGCAGAACUUCUGAGGGCAAAAGAACUGCUGGUGUUCUGCCGAACACAGGGGACAGAGAAAAGCUUGUAACAAAUACUUUGCAGAAUAAUGGUAAUGGAGAGACUAAGUUUAUACAGGACCUGGCAAGAAGGAUCAGAGAUGAAGAAGAAGCUACAGACAGUCAAAGUGUGGGAAAGCUUAGUUUUCCUUGUGGAGCUACAGAGACCAAGAUUUCCUGCCCAAUUCCACAAAACAAGCAUAGGAAAGAUGAUGAAAAGAGAAUCAACACUCAUAAAAACGUUGCCAUGGAAAAAAGGUCUGAAAAUGCGGUUCUUCGAGUAUCAUCUUGCACAGAUCAGAAAGGAACUGAGGUUAUGAUCAAACCAGUGGAGGUGAAAGAUCAAUCAAACGAAACGGAACCACAAGAGAAGAAUCACCGCAGGGAAAGUGUGACAAAGAGUGAUAAGCCAUUGUAUAGCGAAGGGUUAAAGAAAAGUGAACCAAAGUACACAACACAUAGAAGUAGUCAAGAGAAGAAAGAGGAGAAAACAGAUGUGUUAGACAAAGCUGGUCAUGACAAACUAAAAUAUGUAGAGGGAGGGCCCAGAUUAAAAGAGAGAGAUGUGGAUAGUAGGAGUUUGAGAGUGCAGGACCUUUCCAGGGCGAGCUUCAAAAACCUUACCGCAGAGGAAAUUCUUGGCAAACGGAAGGAUCUUGAGACAAAUGGAUUGUUGUAUGAGAAUGGAUCUAGGCCAAACAAGAUACAGAGGCCAGUUGCUUCUCCUAUAUCAUCCGUGAAAAACGGAAGAAAGUUAGGAGCAUGCCCAUCUCCUCCGAAACCUGUUUCUGAGUUGCAAGGAACAGUGUGUAACCCAGAGGUGAAGGAGCAUAAAAUUAAUGGAUACAUUGGUUUUCAAGAAUCCAAAAGCCGUCCAACGAUUCCUUCUGUGAAAGUAAAGGAAGGCAGUGAAGCAUCAGCAAAAAAGCGGCCUCAUUCAGACUUAAAGUAUUUGGAUCAGAUACUGAAUGUACCGAAAAGAGAGGAAUUGUAUGAGAUCGAUGAUGGUGAACAAGAAUGGCUAUUUGGUCAGUCGGGUGUGAAACUAUUAAAGAAGCAAAGAGCAGAUUCUACUACUUCAUUGGAUGAGACUCUGCAAGUCUGGAACCAGGCUCUUAGAAUAGAAUAUGCUGAUGUUGUAGCUCUUCCAUAUGUUGUUCCAUUCUAGUUUGACUACAUUCUGAUGGUCAUCCACUUUCAAACUGAGGAGAACGAUCCUCCCUCACGUCGCAUUGCAGUGACUUCUGCUCAGUACUUUGCUCGGCACAGCUGGAAUGAGAGAUGUUGCGGUAUGACUGGGUUGGCUUCAUGAGAUGAGAGAGGCUUCCCUAAUAGCACAACAAGUCAGGUCAGUAAGGGCUACGUAGGAUUUAGAGUAAAAUCUUUUUGAGAGUGUGAUUGUUGGAAGUGAGAUUUCAGACUUUUGGUUCAAGUUUUGAUUCUGCUGUGUCAAUCAUCAGUUGAUGGGAUUAGCAUUGAGUUGUAUAUUAGAGAGAUAUAGAAAAAUAGGGAGAGAUUUUAUAAUUUACCCACUAAUAGAUUACAUUUGUAUACUCUGUUUCCCCUUUUCUGGGUCACAAUUAUUCCUGGAAUCCAAACAAGUUUACUCAUUUCUUCU
This is a messenger RNA of Eutrema salsugineum, 2458 nucleotides long. RefSeq names its product myb-like protein X. Bases 557 to 2008 code for a protein of 483 amino acids. Lineage: Eukaryota; Viridiplantae; Streptophyta; Magnoliopsida; Brassicales; Brassicaceae. The transcript has 4 exons. The record is from RefSeq and is a predicted model, not a curated record.